CGAUUUGACGUUUUUGGUUUUUACAUUAUUUUUGACGUGUAAUCUAUUCACUUUCUCUAUAUUUACAAAAAAUAUUUGAAUAAUAAUUAGUAAUUACAUAUAAAUCGCAAUAAUAAUUUGAUAAUGUCGAGCGGUCAAUGGGAAGUUGUUGGUAAAAGCAAAAAGUCCCAAAAUGGGAAAGUGAAAACCGUCAAAGAUGAGGAUAAAAAGCCCACCAAAAAUGGACCGAAACUUGAAGACGUUGUGCCACCAAAAUCCUAUUAUUCUGGUAUGGAAAUCGAUGACACCAGGAAAUCAACGAAGGAUAGUAAGAAAAAUGGGGAUAAGAAAAGUAAAAAAAAAUCUGAGCCGGCUAAGCCUAAACCACCUAAAACCAUUGAAGAGGCGCUGGAAGCGAUUGAUCCAGCCGAACUGGCAAACAUAAUAACAACAAACAAAUUGAGAUUUUCCAAUGCACCCCUAGUCUGGCUGAAAGAGAUUGCCAGUUUCCUUAACUCAAAGACCCAGAUAGAUGUGGAUGAUCCAACAUUUUCAAACUACCCACUUAAUUACCCACUAUGUGUAAUGCCAGUGGAAAUAAGGAAGCCUUUAGAAAAUGUAUUACAUGAAGCGGGGAAGGCGAACACACAGCUGUUCUUUGAUGUAACUUUAACUGCAAUAGCUAAUGAUAUGAGUAGAGGUCAAUCUGUAAAUGGACAUAGAAUUCUACUCCAAAUGUUAGCGCACAGCUGCCCUGACUUUUGCGUGGCAUCUCUAGCUAAGAGUGUAACCUUAAGAAACUCCUAUCAAAAUAGACCACCGAUCGGCCUAUCCUUACUAUGGGUGCUAGGCCAAGGUGGACUUAGCAACUUUGCUGUGGGAAUGAAAGCCUGGCAAGAACUAUUCCUCCCAAUAGUAGAACUGAAGAACUAUUCGAAAUAUGCAAUAAACUAUUUGGAGGAAAUCCUAGCAAGGCAUGGAAAUAUGGCCAGUACGAAGGUUUCUUUCGAACAGCUGAUCGCGAUGUUUGACAUGGUGAACAACAAACGAAACGCGCUGUCCAAGGAACUGUCAAAUGACCUUAUCAAGCAAUUAAGUAAAUAUAAGGAUAUAUAUUUCAGCAAGAGUGGUAAUAAACUCCAAGUGUCUUUCAACCAUCUGAUGAAGAAGCUCCCGAACCAGUACCUCAGCGGCUCCGCCCUGGACCCUUAUCACCGGGUGCUGGUGGAGAGCCUGGUGGACUGUCUGCAGCAGGACGACUCCUGCAACGCGACCUGGAGGCAGCUGUUCAGCCGCUGCAGCAAGCAGUCUGCCACACUCAUAGAGUAUAUAGAUACAAAUUGGGACGUAGUGAGUCCAAGACUGAAGAAGAAGUCCUUAAGAGGAACCGUCACACAGUUCCAGGAGGUGUGCGGGGAAACUCUGCGAGGCAAGAAGAAGGAUGAGACUGUGGUUAAAGCCAACAAGAUAUGCCAGGAUAUUCUAGACAGGAUGACAAGCACUAGAAGGUUCCCUUGGCUGUGGGCCAGCUUCCUGCUGCUGGUGGGCAUUGCUGGACUGGUGGCUUACGACGUACAGAGGGUCGGAGGCAACUUCCCCAAAAGCGCUACUGGUAAACUCAUGAAAGACCUUGGUAUACUGGAGCAGAGUCAAUACGCUUGGCAGAAAACACUUUCAACGUCCGCCAGAGGAUACCUGUGGCUAGAGACCAACGCACCCAUAUACUACACAAUAACCGUUGAAGCUGUGUCUCCAUAUGCCCAGUUGUCCAAAGAAGCACUAUUAGUGGUUUCAAAGAAACUUGGCAUACUGUACGGCAAUAUGAAGGAUUACAUCGUUGAGAAAACUCCAGUCGUAGUCGCGACGAUAGAACAGUACGCCCCUGGAGUGAUAGACACAGUGCAGGGGUAUGCAAUCAGCGGAUUUACAGCUGUUAGAAAAUAUUCCAACGACUAUUACCAGUUAACAGCAGAUUACUUGAAGACUAAAGUUUUUGUUGGUGAAUGGGCACCAGAGAUCCUCCAGAGCAAGACACAGCUGGCCCUAAACGCGACGAGGUUCCACAUGACGUCAUACUUCCACUGGUUCCGACACCAAGUGCACGUUUACUCGGAGAUACCCUGAAGCCUUCCCACCACUGUGAUGUGAUAAGACGUUGAUCAAGUG
Maniola jurtina (meadow brown) is the source of this 2145-nucleotide messenger RNA. RefSeq names its product transmembrane protein 214 (gene Tmem214). The transcript has 10 exons. Lineage: Eukaryota; Metazoa; Arthropoda; Insecta; Lepidoptera; Nymphalidae. Gene Ontology annotation, cellular component: Golgi apparatus; endoplasmic reticulum. The record is from RefSeq and is a predicted model, not a curated record. The coding region runs from base 124 to 2103 and encodes 659 amino acids.